CAGGAUGCACAGUGCACGUGGGUAUACAAUUUCAAAAAGUUAUCAUACGAAAGAUUGACACGUGCUUUGAUGUAAAUAUGUUAUAAAUUAAUUUUGACGGAUAUUAUAUCAACAGUUUGAAUAAUUAAAGCUCCAACAUGUAUAAGGCAAAUAUAGAUGAUUUUUUAAGUCACUCUGACGAUUCUGCAUCUGAAAGUGCUCAUAGUACUAAUGAUGAAAUUCAUCAAAAUACAGAUCAAGAAGAGGAAGAAGAUGAAGAAGAUCAAGAAGAUCAAUAUGAUCAAUAUGACCAAGAAGAUGAAGAAAGAGCACAAAUGGAAGAAAUGGAUGUACAAAAUUAUCAUAUGACAUUGGAUAAAAAGAAAAGAAAAGUUACAGAUGAUGAUACAAAUACUAUAUUAAAAAAAAAGCAAAAAUUCAAUAAAGAUUUAUAUAAACCACCAACUGCAGAGGAAUUAAAUCAGCUCAGAGAGACAGAGAAUUUAUUCCAUUCUAAUUUAUUCAGGUUACAGAUAGAAGAAGUGUUAAAUGAAAUUAAAGUUAAAGACAAGUACAAACAUUUAUUUAAUGUGUGGCUUGAAGAUUUUGAGAAAAAUAUAAAAUUGAUAAAAGAAUCAAAGGAAUAUCAAUUUUCAGAUCCAAAAUUAAAGAAGAAAUUAGAUGUACGUAUUCCUAUGCCUAAUGUUCCAGAAGAUACAAAAGCAACAUUUAAAUUUCUGCAACCAUCUAAUAUUGCUGUUAUAGGAUCUUAUGCUAUUGAUACUACUAUAAAUUCAAAUGUUACUGUAGAUUUAACAAUUGAGAUGCCUUCUAAAAUGUUUCACAAGCAAGAUUAUCAAAAUUAUAGAUAUCUAAAAAAGAAAGCAAUAUAUUUGGCAUAUAUAACAUCUCAUAUCAGGGAUAAUAUUGCUGAACACAAAAAAUUUGUAGGAGAUAAUUUAAGGCCACUUUUGAAAAUAGUUCCAACUGGAAAAUUAGGUACAAAAGUCAAUGUACUGAUACAUAUAUCAGUUCAAGAAGAAAGCUUCAAACUAAAUAGAUUCUUACCAGAGAAAAAUAGUAUUAGACCUGGAUGGUUUUUCAACACAGAGAGUGGAACAGAGGAUUUACCUCCAACACCAUAUUAUAAUUCCAUAGUGCUUCACGAUUUAACAGUGAAAAUAAAUUCAGAAAAUAUGAAAAUAAUAAAAGAAUAUCCUAAUUUAAGGGAUGGUAUCAUUUUGUUGAAAAUAUGGUUAGCUCAACGUGGACUAGGAAAAGGUUUUGAAGGUUUCAAUGGAUAUAUUGUAACAAUGCUUGUUUUAUACUUAUUAUCAAUUAAAAAAUUAAAUACUUUUAUGAGCAGUUAUCAAGUAAUCAGAAAUGUGUGGAAUUAUUUAGCACAAGUUAAUCUAUAUGAAACUGGAAUAACAAUGAAUCAAGAUGAAGAUUGUAAAACAAGAAUUUUAAAUUAUCACCAAUAUUAUGAAUGUGUAUUUUUAGACAGUACUGGUUACUAUAAUAUCACAGCUCACACACCUACAACUACUUAUAAGUGGAUACAGAGGGAGGCUGCACUUUGUUUAAAUCAUUUAGAUAGUGCACAUGCUGAUAGUUUUCAAGCACUUUUUAUGAGAAAAGUACCAUUUCAUAGGGCAUUUGAUCAUCUUAUAUGGUUUAAAGAUACUCAAGUACUGAAAAACAUAGUAGAUAUUAAUUCAAGUCAAAAUGAUAAAUUAAAUUAUGGGUCUAAUUAUCGAGCUCAAGCAAUAAAAAUUGUUUAUAACAUGCUAAAAGAAGGAUUAAAAAAUAGAGUAUAUCGGAUUUGUGUGUUACCGAAUGAAAUUUCAGAAUGGGACUGUACAGAAAAAAAUGACAAUGAUAUUGGGCAAAUUUUUAUGGGAUUAGAAUUGAACCCUGAAUUUUGUUAUAAUAUAGUUGAGAAGGGACCUGAAGCAAAUUUACCAGAAGCAAAUGAAUUUAGAAAAUUUUGGGGUAAGAAAUCAGAAUUACGUCGAUUUCAAGAUGGAUCUAUUCGUGAAGCAGUAGUUUGGUCAAAAGGAAAAACAUUAUCAGGGAAAAGACUAAUUUGCAAAAAAAUUGUAACUUAUCUACUGACUAAAAAAUUAAAUUUUCUUAAAGACCAAUUUAUUUAUAUAGCAGACGAAAUGGAAGAAUUAUUAAGAUUGCCAAAGGUCAAAAUAACACAUUUUGCAUAUGGCACAGGAGAAGAAGCUACAUUAAGAGUGAUAAAUGUAUUUAAUGAUCUUGAAAAAGAAUUGAUGUCUCUUAAAGAUAUUCCAUUAGCUAUACAUGGAGUUCAGGGAUGUAGUGCAGUUUUUCGAUAUACGGAUACCUUUCCACCGCUAGCAACAGUUUAUCGACCUGAUCAUCAAUGUAUUCAGAAAAAUGAAAAUUGUUUGAUAUUGAAAUACAUAUAUAAAGCUCCUAAAUACGUUUGCCCACUUGAAGUAAAUCUGCAGCUAUCAACUAGUGGAAAAUGGCCUGAUGAUAUCGAAGCUUUCAGGAAAACAAAAGCUGCUUUUCAUAUACAAAUUGCAGAAUGCCUUAGAAACCAAUAUAAUUUAGUGUCAAGUGCAAAUUUAUCACACGUCGAUGUAUAUAAGGAAGGAUUCGUAUUUCGAUUGAGAGUAGCACACCAGAAAGAAAUUGGUUGUCUAAAACAACAAAUAACUGAGGAUGGAGUAACAAAGUACAAAGACAAUGAAGAAUCAAUUGAACUGGAAAAUAAUUUAUUCGAACUGCCAAAACUAACUAGUGCUUUACAUGGAUUACAUGUUCAGCAACCAUCUUUUGGCGGAACCUGUUGUUUAGCGAAACGUUGGCUCUCUGCCCAAUUAUUGGAUCAUUCCCAUAUACCAGAUGUAGUAGUUGAUCUUCUUGUUGCUUCUAUGUACUUAACUCCUGCACCAUAUGUGCCUACUCAAAUGCCACAAGUAGCAUUUUUGAGACUGUUAGAAAUUUUUGCAAGGGGUCAUUGGAAUACAGAUCCGGUUAUUAUUAAUUUCAAUAACGAAAUGACAAGAGAAGAAAUAUUAGCUGUGGAAACGUUUUUCGGUUCAUCUCGUAACUCUCUACCACCACUAUUUAUAUCUACUCCUUAUGACCAGCAAAGAUCAUUAUGGACUAGAAAAGCACCAACUACUUUAAUCUUAAAUCGUAUUACAGCACUAGCGAGGCAGUCUUUAAAAUUAUUUGAGGAUCAGAUUUUUUCAAAAGUUAUAUUGGAUUGCAAACCUUUAUUUAGGCCACCGCUCACAGAAUAUGAUUGUCUAAUAAAUUUGAGACCAACUAUGGUGCCAAGGAGGAUGCAGGCAGUUGAUCUUGACGACGAAUAUCCACUCCUUGAUUGGCAUCCGUACAGAAAGCACUCACAACAAAAGAUACCAGUUGUGGAUUUUGAUCCUGUACAGUAUUUCUUACGAGAUCUUAGGAAUGGGUACGAUGAAUUUGCUUUAUUUUUCUAUGACACUUACGGUGGUACUACAAUAGGAGUACUGUUGAAACCUUCAGCAUUAGAAAUUAAAGAAUUUAAGGUAUCAAACAUUAAUGGUCGAAAAUGUAAUGACGAUGAUCAAUUAAUUCUAAAUGUUUCGGCAAUGAUUCAAGACUUUUACAUUCUCGGAAAGGAUCUGAUUCAAACGAUUGAUAUUCGAUCAGACAAGUUUUCUUUAACUUGAACAAUUUUGAAGUCAUAAAUAUACAAAAAUUAAAUUUUGUAUAAUAUAAAAAGCAUGUUUA
Molecule: messenger RNA, 3741 nt
Organism: Megachile rotundata (alfalfa leafcutting bee)
Lineage: Eukaryota; Metazoa; Arthropoda; Insecta; Hymenoptera; Megachilidae
Gene: Mat89Ba
Product: nucleolar protein 6 Mat89Ba
Biological process (GO): rRNA processing; tRNA export from nucleus
Cellular component (GO): small-subunit processome; UTP-C complex; CURI complex
Source: RefSeq, a predicted model, not a curated record